AUGAUCAAAGAGCUCUUGCGCGCAAAACAAGAAGCUGAGGAAGCUGAACUGCGCAGGCAAAAAGAGGAAGAAGAGCGUCUCGCGGCUAUAGCUCGGGCUAAAGAGGAGGAGGAGCGGAUAGCCAAGGAAAAGCGAGAAGCAAGGAAAGCCAAGGAAAAAGCGGCAAUUGAACGUAAAAAGGCUGAAGGAACUUAUCUGACCGCUGCUCAAAGAGAGAAGCAACGGAUAGCUGCAGCAAAGUUGGCCGCAGCCGGAUUGACGAAGCCAGUUCCAACGGUCAAUGAACACGUAAUUUAUGCUAACUUGGAUCGACGCGCUAAGAAGAAGUUCCUGGAACAGAAACAGAAAGAGAGGGAAGAACAGCUGAAGCUACAACAACAGAAAGAAGAAGAGGAGGCAGCUAGGCGUGCUAAAGAAGCUUCGGAGACGCCUCCCCCGUCCAAGGAAGAAACUCCGGAGUCCAAGACACCGGAAACGAAAGAACCCUUAGACGAUUGGGAGAUGGUUCUUCAAGAAGCGAAACAGCAGAAGGAAGAGCAGGAUCGUUUAGAAAAAGAGGAAACUGAGGUGAAACCGCAACCACGAACUAUUGAACAAGUAUCAACAGAAACAAAAACGAGCAAAGAUGAGGAAACUGAAGAAGAAUCGUCUGAAGAAGAGAGCUCGGAAGAGGAGAGUGAAAGUGAAGAAGAAUCUUCAAGUGAAGAUGAGUCGCCGAAGGCAAAGCUCACAAAGGAGGAGGCCAUGGAGGCCGUGCGGCAGCGACUGAUCAAACGUCGUGAACUUGCGGAGUCUAAACGUUCCAGGGACAAUUUACGCGCUCCGGUUAUCUGUGUCCUUGGUCAUGUCGAUACUGGAAAGACGAAAAUGCUGGAUACUAUUCGACGAACAAAUGUACAAGACGGUGAGGCAGGAGGUAUUACCCAACAAAUUGGUGCCACGCAGGUCCCAGCCGAUGCCAUCAAGGAACGGUGUAAGCAAGUGAGAGAUUUCAAUCCCGAUGCUGUGAGAAUCCCAGGCUUCCUCAUUAUUGAUACGCCGGGUCACGAAAGUUUUGCGAAUCUUCGUUCUCGUGGAUCGUCGCUGUGUGAUUUCGCUAUACUGGUUGUGGACAUUAUGCAUGGACUUGAACCACAGACGAUUGAAUCGUUGAAAUUGUUGCUGAAGAGGAAAACGCCCUUCGUUGUUGCUUUAAAUAAGAUUGAUCGAUUGUAUGGAUACGAAUCGAAUCCACGUAAGGACGUUUACCAACAUUUGAAAUCGCAACCACAAAAUACGCAGCUUGAAUUCAAAGAACGUUAUGAUAAGAUUGUUGGAGAAUUUGCUGAACAGGCUCUCAACGUCUGCUUGUCAAAUCAGAAUAAGAAUCUUGAUGAGUACAUCAGUAUGAUUCCCACGUCUGCUUACAUGGGAGAUGGAAUGGAAACCUGA
Molecule: messenger RNA, 1431 nt
Organism: Cooperia oncophora
Lineage: Eukaryota; Metazoa; Nematoda; Chromadorea; Rhabditida; Trichostrongylidae
Source: the annotation of a GenBank genome assembly